AUGCAACAAAGUAUUGGUGCGGCUGACAAGAUGGGCAUACCUUGCUGGGCCAUACUAUGGAAAAUACUCUUCACAGUGGGGCUGGUCCUAUUCUACUACUGUUUUUCCAUCGGGAUCACCUUCUACAACAAGUGGCUGCUCAAGAGAUUUCACCUGCCUCUAUUUAUGACUCUUGUGCAUCUGCUCAUGAUUUUCAUUAUGUCAGCGGUAAGUCGCGCACUGAUGACAUGCUAUAGUGGGCCGUGCACGCGUUAUCCUGCCGUGGUCAGACUACCUCAAAAAAGUGGCCCCUACAGCUUUGGCCACUGCUCUGGACAUUGGACUUUCUAAUUGGAGCUUCCUGUACAUCACUGUGUCACUGUACACCAUGACAAAGUCCUCUGCAGUCCUCUUCAUCCUCUUCUUCUCCCUCCUCUUCAAGUUAGAGGAACUGAGACCGGCCCUUGUUCUGGUGGUAUUACUAAUUUCCGGAGGCCUUUUUAUGUUCACGUUCAAGUCAACUCAAUUUGACACCAGGGGUUUCAUUCUGGUACUUGCUGCUUCCUGUCUUGGAGGGAUCAGAUGGACUCUGACCCAGAUCCUCAUGCAGAAGGCAGAGCUGGGUUUACAGAAUCCCAUGGACACUAUGUUUCACUUACAACCUCUUAUGUUCCUCAGCCUGUUCCCUUUGUUUGUUGCCAUUGAAGGUCUUCAUAUGUCCACGUCACAGCAGUUGUUCCGCUAUCACGACAUUCGGGAACCACUUGCACUUCUGGGA
Messenger RNA from Staurois parvus, 757 nucleotides. The record is from the annotation of a GenBank genome assembly. NCBI's taxonomy places the organism in Eukaryota, Metazoa, Chordata, Amphibia, Anura, Ranidae.